ACGCAUGCGUAUUAUUACUUUCACGCAUGCGCAUUAUUACUUUCACGCAUGCGCAUUAUAUACUUUUACGCAUGCACAUAGUACAAGGUCGUGUUGUUUCCAUGACUAAUAAUGACAUUUGAAACACUGUGUAAUGUGUGUCAAACUAUGGCUAACGAAGAUAAAAGGGAAAGUGAUUUAAAUGAAGUGGUCUUGCAGGAAAGUGUACUGGACACGCAAUGCGAGACCAUUGCGAAGAAACGUCCUAAACGUGUGUUGCAUUUUUCUGACGGGGAUUUAGAAGAAUAUUCAUCAGAAGAUGAGGUAGAUAAGUCGCAAGCAACUAAAACUGUAGCUGAAAUUGAUCCGCGUGCACUUAAUUGGAUACCUUGGACUUGGCACCAAACAACAUUCAUCGGUACAAAAUUAUUGGAUGGUUGUGAUUAUGUGGGUGAAUGGUUGGCCAAUUUUUUUGGUAUUACGACGCCUAAAUAUCAAUUUGAAAUUGAUGAAUUUCAUAGAUUGCAAGCUUUACAAAAUGAAAUGAUUCAUAACAACGAUUUAGAAAUGGGUGGUUGGAACAAUCAGAACAGAAAUAAUCUAAUCAAUGAUCCCAAUUUGAUAAAGGAUUAAGCAUGCCUUUUUCUAAUAUCUUUUUUCUAACUGAAGUAAUAGAAAUUUAUAUGUAAAAAAUAAUUUGACGUAUUGUCUUAUAUUUAUAUCUAUUUUAACAUCACAAUUUUAUACAUAAGUAGAAAGAAUUGUCUAGAAAUAGUAUUUUAGAAAUCUAGCUUGUAUUUUUUUUUUUUUUUUUUUAAAUAUAGCACAUCAAGUCAUAAAGUUAAGUCUUAUAAAUGCUUUAUUAAUUUUAGCGAAUAAUUUAUUAUUUACUUACCUUUCUUAGAUGCAAUCUUUUAUUAUUGUACUUUAGCACAGUAUUUGAAUAAGUAUGAUAAUUAAAAAUAUUUAGAGAAAUAUUUAUAUUAUUAAUUUUGCAUU
This is a messenger RNA of Polistes dominula (European paper wasp), 978 nucleotides long. RefSeq names its product protein FAM177A1. The record is from RefSeq and is a predicted model, not a curated record. NCBI's taxonomy places the organism in Eukaryota, Metazoa, Arthropoda, Insecta, Hymenoptera, Vespidae.